AUGGAGUUUCGUGAAACCCUAUUAGCUGCUCAGCGAAAUCAACAAGAGAAGUCAUCUGUUAGUAACUAUUAUUACAAGGCCAAGUUUGAUCCACCAAAAAAAGAACAAAGGGAAAAAGAUAGAUUAUCUGCCAAUAUACAAAAGUUUCUUGCUAAGAAAGAUGAAGAGGAACGGCAGAAAAAACUGGAUACGCAGCGAAAGAGAGACGAAUUACUUGCUAUGCGUGAUCCUAAGGCCCUGCGCAAAAUUCAAAAAACACUGAAGGUCAUUAAAUCCGCUAAUAAGUCUGUCAUUGCUGAUGCUUUUGAUAGAGAUAACACAGCUGUUACUCGGGAAGGCCCAGAUCAGCCAGAUCAAGAUGAUUAUGGGUAUGAAUCCCAGUCAGCUGCUGCAAUAUAUGAGAAAAUGAUGCAAAAGUAUAGUAAAAUUCCAGAUGAACCUAAAUUCCCUAAUUCAAGCGGUUCAACUCCCAAGGAUUUACAUGGUACAAGAGAAAGAGUCAAACAUGCUCUCCGCCAUGAAGAUGAUCCAGUGCCACAUAAGAGAAGGCGUCGUACUGAAAAUGGUGAGUCCAGUCCUCCUCAAAAAUAUGAACCUGAAAGAGAAAAAGAGAAAGACAAGAAAUCAGAUAAACCUAAAAUUCGUAGACCAGCCCCUCCACCAAUGGACUUCAAUCAAUUGUUGAAGCUUGCGGAACAAAAGAAGAGUGAACCUGUUGGUAUUAGUGCACCAAAAAAGACUGUUGUGGAACCUGAGCCUGACAGACUCAUGACAAAGAAACAAAAGAGGGAGUAUGAGGAAGAAAUGGCACGAAGACAACGACGUCAGGAACGUAUUGAAGCAGCAAAGGCCGGGCAAAAAGCUCCAAAAGCAGAUAAGCCAGCAGAUAAAGAACGAAAACCUGAACCAACUAGUACAGGAUUUGGUAGAAUUCCGAAAGUUGGUGAAAGAGCUGUCCCUAAAAGUGAUCCUCCAAGAAGUCACGAGAGAGAAAAGAAAGACUGUGAAAGAGAGAAAGCAGAAAGAGUACAGAAAGAAAAGGAAAAAGCUAGGUUAGAAAGAGAUAAAGUUGAUCGUGAAAAAGAUAGAAUGGAUAAAGAAAGAUUAGAUAAAUUAAAAGCAGAACGCGACAGAAUUGAAAGAGAAAUGGAGCGUCUUAACAAAGAUAGAGAGAGGUUGGACAAAACUAAGGCAAAAUUAGAAACAAGUAUAUCUUCAGAUAGAAGUAAAGAUAGAUCCAAGUUGAAUAAGGAGCAGCCAAUAAAACAAGAAGCUAAAAAGAAUAUAGAUUUAAAGAGCCAAAAUACUUACAGGAUAGAUAAAAAUGACAGAAAGCUCUUACCACAAAAGCAGGAUAGAGUUUCCAAUGGUCAUAGCUCGCUGAGCAAGCUAGUGCCAAAACUUAGUAAAGAGGGCUUAGAUAGAAAUAUGAAAGAUAAAAUGGCCAUAGCAAAGAAACCAUUAGAGGGUAGUCCUAGAAAUGGUCAAAUAAAACAAGAAAACGGGAAACGGUUACCGGAAGCAGGCAGAGGUCUCAAAAAAGGAGAUGAUAAGAAAUCUAUACAGGGAACGAAACAGGGUGGUUCAAGUAAACCUGUCACUGGUUUUGAUUUUGACCAACAUGUCAAUUCUAUAGCUGUUAGGAAUGGUGGGAAGAAACUUCCUCCCAGUGAUAAUAGGAGGAAACAGCAAUCUAGUGAUAAGAUGAAGCAAAAACGUCGUAUGGUAGAUUCUGACUCGGAAUAUGACUCUGAAAUGGAUGACUUCAUCGACGAUGGCGAUGUUGAGUUAGACUACUCCUCCGCCAUCAAAGAAAUCUUUGGAUAUGAUAAAUCCAGAUAUCGAGACAUGGAUGAUGCUGAUGACCCAUCCAUGGAGUCUAGUUUUGCUCGACAACAGCGUGAAGAGUAUAUAACUAAAAAGAUCGGUAUCAUGGAAGACUUGGAGGAUAUGAGAAUGGAGGCGAUGGAAAAAAAGAAAAAAGGCAAGAGACGGAUAUCGGACGAUUAA
Messenger RNA from Pieris macdunnoughi, 2010 nucleotides. Lineage: Eukaryota; Metazoa; Arthropoda; Insecta; Lepidoptera; Pieridae. The record is from the annotation of a GenBank genome assembly.